AUGGCCGACGACCUGAGCAAGGCGAAAAGGCCCAGUCUGGUUAGGUGUGGUCUCUAUGAUCAGGUAAGAGUUUUGAAAGUGCCUCCCACAAAUCUCAAGGAGCAGUUUGUUCGAAAAAGAAUGUACGAUCGUAUUUGCCCGCCUCCAAUCCGUAUAAUAUGCCCAACAUGGGGCGAACAAUACGUUGGCGAAACACUGCGACUUCUUUGUAAUCGUAUCAAAAAAUAUCUAGAUGGGAUAGAAUAUUCAACCCCUCCUCGAGCUCAUCCAGCAAAUAUCAUGAAAGUGCUCCUUUCUGCAUAG
Necator americanus (New World hookworm) is the source of this 303-nucleotide messenger RNA. RefSeq lists its product as uncharacterized. Bases 1 to 303 code for a protein of 100 amino acids. The record is from RefSeq and is a predicted model, not a curated record. Lineage: Eukaryota; Metazoa; Nematoda; Chromadorea; Rhabditida; Ancylostomatidae. The transcript has a single exon.